This is a messenger RNA of Gadus macrocephalus (Pacific cod), 2833 nucleotides long. RefSeq lists its product as uncharacterized. The record is from RefSeq and is a predicted model, not a curated record. The coding region runs from base 284 to 2152 and encodes 622 amino acids. The transcript is spliced from 8 exons. Lineage: Eukaryota; Metazoa; Chordata; Actinopteri; Gadiformes; Gadidae.
UCUCACGACGUGGAGCCCGAUGCGGGAUAUGUUUACUUGCAGCACGUUUUGAUUUCCGGUUUCCUCUCUAACUAAAUAAACGAGCCACACAACUGUGUGCUCAACGUGCGAAAUUGUAUCUUUCAUUCAACGCAAUUUCCACACCGGUACGAGGUGACGUAAAGUUGUACUUUGGCUGGGAGUCAAUGGCAUAGAUAUAUUAUCGGAGCGCUUCAUCAGAUGAUUCACAAUCAGUAAGAAGAACAGUUUGAUUUAGCUACUCUCAGCUAGUAUUUAUUUAACAAUGGUAAGAAGGUGUUUUUUUCGUUGUGAAGGGACAUCUCCCUUGUAUGCGUUGCCAAAGCCAGAGCCUUCACGUAGCCAUUGGCUGGAGUUCAUUUUUAACCCUAUUCCCCCAACUGUACCGAACCUUUUUCUGUGUCGCCACCACUUCACGGAGGGCUGCUUCAAGAACCUGCGUUUGUUCAGCAGUGGAUUCGCAAAGCUGCUAACUCUGAGGAUAGAUGCUGUUCCAACUCUGUGUGGCCCAAUGGGUGAAGAUGUCUCUCAACAUCAGGACUGCAGUGCCUAUUAUCGCCCCUUCCAACACGUCGGAUGCCAGACCGACUCGCCUCCGAUUAUAUCGGCGGGAACCCAAACCAUCACGUCUGUGGGAAUACAAACUGCACGGUUCAAGUCGACAUCAGUCGGCACACAGUUUUCCAUGGGAUCGCUAAAGACGCGCGUAAGAACCAAAGCCAUGCAGACACAGGUGUCUCCUCUCAGUGUAGACUUUGGAACAACCUCUCAUUUGCCAGACUCACCGCUGACUUCUACAUCAAUAAAGGGCCAGGGCUGGAGACCUAGCAAGAGACCACGGCUUGAGUUGGAGGAAGAGGAGGAGAGUGACUCCUCAAUUGAAUCACAUAAGGAGCCGCUGGACUCUACAUACAACUCUGGAGACUCUGUUCUUACAGAGGAAUCUGACGUCUCGUUUGAGACGCAGCCCAAACAGAAUGAGGCUAAGUAUAUUGUCUUUGAAAGCUGCCUCAAACAGCUGUUUGAAAACUGUCCCGCGUGUCAGGGAGGCUGUGACCUUCAACAGCGAAGGAUCGGUACCUAUGUGGCUUUCACUCAGCGAUGUCUACACUGCAGCUACUUCAGACAGUGGGAGAGUCAGCCCAUGGUUUUAAACACCCCCAUUGCCGACCUGCAACUUUUGGCUGCUACCGACUUCACUGGGUCCUCCUUCACCCAUCUACAAAAGUGGAAGAUGGAUCAGCAGCAUCAUUUCCAGCAACAAUUGCGCCUUCGUGGGUCAGUUGCAGUGGGAGACGAAAUGAGGGCAGAUUCUCAAGAAGACUGCGAUGAAUUUGUAGACCACAGCACACAGACUCUGCAUGUGGACGCCCCAGGCUCCUCCCACAUGUCCAGUCACAACGGGGCGCUGCGGAUCCUGAGUGUCUACGGAAAAGGGGAGGGCCCACUGGCGGUGGACGGUCAUGAUACCCUCGUCACCGCGUCUGAAGUCGAGGCCCUGAGCUCGCCGUCUGCGGACCACAGCGCGGCCAAGAGCCUUGAGCGUGGUGAGCUGCUGGUCCGCCACGAGGAGCUGAGUGUGCAGCAGCAGACCCCAGACACCAUUCUAAUCAAGGUUGAAGAGGAUAUUGAUGGAGGCAUGCCCACUGUAGAAGACUGCGAUGACUUUGGAGACCGCAGCACACAGCGCGGCACAACCUCAGAGAAUCUGCAUGUGGACGCCCCUGGCUCCUCCCGCAUGUCCAGUCACAACGGGGAGCUGCGGAUCCUGAGCGUCGACGGAAAAGGGGAGGGCCCACUGGCGGUGGACGGCCAUGACACCCUCCUCACUGCGUCCGGCGAGGAGGCCUUGAGCUCGCCGUCCGCGGACCACAGCGCGGCCAAGAGCCUGGAGCGCGGUGAGCCGCUCGGCCACCCCGAGGACCUUAUUGGGGCUCAGGGUGGCCCCAAGCGCCGGCCUUGUGUGUUGUCUGGCGAGGGUUUUCCCCGACAAUACCAAGAUGACCAUCCAUAUGGUUACCCACACCAGCAAGAAGCCGUACGGGUGCGACCAAUGCAUGAAGCACUUCAGUACAAGCUACAACCUGAAGAAACACAUGAGGACUCACUCCGGGGAGAAGCCCUACAGCUGUGACCAAUGCAUGAAGCCCUUCGGUACAAGCUACAACCUGAAGAAACACAUGAGGACUCACUCCGGGGAGAAGCCCUACAGCUGUGACCAAUGCAUGAAGCGCUUCGGUACAAGCUACAACCUAAGGAUCCACAUGAAGACUCACUCCGGGGAGAAGCCCUACAGGUGUGACCAAUGCAUGAAGCCCUUCAUUCAGAAUUCAAGCCUGAAGAUGCACAUGAGGACUCACUCCGCAGAGAGGGCCUACAGGUGUGACCAAUGCAUGAGGCGCUUCAGUACAAGCUACAGCCUGCAGUUCCACAUGAGGACUCACUCCGGGGAGAAGCCCUACAGGUGUGACCAAUGCAUGAAGCGCUUCAGACAGAACUCUGUCCUAAAGGACCACAUGAGAACUCACUCCGGGGAGAAGCCCUUCGGGUGUGCCCAAUGCAUGAAGCGCUUCGGACGGAGCUCCACUCUAAAGAUCCACAUGAGGACUCACUCCGGGGAGAAGCCCUGCGUGUCUGCAGUGCAACGCCAGCUUCAGCGACCCUAGCAAUUUGCGUGUGCACAUGCUCAGGCACACAGGCAAAGGGGGGCUUGGACACGGGGCAACGUGACACUUUGAUUGACAGCUCUAUAUUUUAUUCGUUGAAGUGACUGUAGGUUUUUUUUCAUCAUGAUUAAAGAUGCUUUCCAACUUUU